UUCGUACUCUUGACUUGAUUCUAUGGAGGCAAGAUCACAAUUAUAAUACAACACAUAUACUAAAAUAACGAGAGUGUAUUGAGUGUUAAUAAUUAUAAAUAGUUAGUUAUAUUAUUUAAAUGAUAAAUGUUAACACACAGCAAUGGCAUGUUUUAUAAUAUAUAAAAAUAUAUAAAUACAAUAAUUACUGUAAAAGUUAGUGUACCAUUUAAAAGGAGUUAUUAAACAAUUUAAAAUGUCAUAUCCUGGACAACCGCCAAUGGGUAUACCUGGUAUGCCACCAAUGCCAUACAUGGUUGGAGCUCCACCGCCUAUGCUUGGCGGUGUAAUGCCGAUGCCACAUAUGAUACCAACACCGGUAUCUGCAAUGCAGACAUCAGCACCAGCAGUUCGUUAUACAAGAAAUCAACAACCUCAGCCGCCGCAACAGCAACCGCAGCCUCCUCGACCAGAAGCACCAAAACGUCGUGAACGUGAAACUGGUCCACCAGUGACUGUUUUCGUGGGUAAUAUAAUGGAUCGUGCACCGGAUAUUAUGAUAAGACAAAUAUUGGGUGCUUGUGGUCAUGUAUUAUCAUGGAAACGUGUACAAGCUUUUGGAUUUUGUGAGUAUGCUGGUCCAGAUGCUGGUUUACGUGCAGUACGACUGCUACAUGACAUGGAAAUUGGUACCAAACGUUUAGUAGUUAAAGUUGACGCUAAAACAAAAGUUGUACUCGAUCAAUUCAAAGCUGAGAGAAGAAAAAAAUUGAAAGGUGGACAAUCGCCGUUACAAGACGAAACUCCCAGUGAAACUGCUGAUGGUGAUGACAGUGAUGAUUACAUGGAUGAAGGAAUGCGUGUUGUUGAUCAAGAUGCAUUAACCCGUAUCACUCAGGUUAUUAAAGAACAUGCCACAGAAAUUGAAUCAGCACAAGCUGCCAGUGACGCACGAAAGUUAGAGGACUUAUCAAAAGCUAAAGGAUUAAAUCUCGAUGAUGCCGAAAUUGAAGAAAGUAAACGAGACUUGAUAACACGUGAGAUUGGAAAGUUCAGAGAAGUCAUGAAGAAACAAGAGGAGGAAAAGGCUCAGGUUAAACGAAAACGUGAAGCUGUUGAGAAAGAGGAACGUGAAAAACGUGAAAGAGAAAGAAAAGAUAGGAGAGGUGGGGCUGGUGAUGAUGACGUUAGAGAAGAACGUGAUGGUGAUUUUGGAAGCCCGGUGUCACAUAAAGCUCAUAAUGAUCGAAGGGACAAACGUCGAUCUAAAUCUAGGUCUAAGGAACGUGAUAGAGAACGUGACCGAAUGCGAAAUGACAGAAAUCGCGAUCACAAUCGUGAUCGUGAGAGAGAACGUGAUCGCGAUCGCGAACGGGAUAGAGACAAUAGGGGUGACAGGAUUGACAGGGAUCGUGAACGUGACCGUGAACGUGAACGCGAGCGUGAUAAGGACCGAGACAGAGAUCGCGAACGUGAUAGAGAACGUGAAAGAGAGGAAGUCCGUAAGAGUGAACGUGAGAUAUUGCGUGAGCACGAGGAAGAGGAAGAGGCUAAGGAGCGUAAGAAGAAUGAGAGGCGGGCAAGAGAAAAAGAAGCCGCGUAUCAAGAGCGACUGCGUGCUUGGGAAACACGCGAGCGUCGUAAGCAAAAGGAAUAUGAAAAAGAGUUGGAUAAAAAACGCGCUAAGCGCGAGGCGAGGGAAAAAGAAGCCACACGAUUGAAAGAAUUUUUGGAGGAUUAUGAUGAUGAUCGUGAUGAUUCAAAGUACUACAAGGGUAAAGAACUAUCACGGCGUCUUGAGGAACGAGCUUUGGAAGCUGAAGCUGACUCACGCGACCGUUGUGCCGAACGUCAAGAACUUCAACGUCUCAGGGAUAAACUUUAUGCUGACGCUUCUCAUCCUGAUCCAGCUGCCGAGUUUGAGCGACUCAAAGCUGAAAGAGAAGAACAGUAUAAACCGAAACCAAUUAUUACAAUAAUUGAUGAAGAUGACGAAAAAAUAGAAAAAGAUAAAGAAGCACCGAUGCCUCCUAUUGAAACAGAACCAAUAGACAGUGACAGUGAUGAUGAAAUACAAUUUGAAGAAGCGCCACAACCAGAACCUUCGAGAACUCCACCACGUCAUCACCAUCACCACCGACGGCAUCAUCGUCAUCAUCAAAAUCAUCAUCGUGAUUCUGAUAACAUGGACGGAAUGUCGUCCGAACAGAUGAGAGACAAACGUACUUGUUCGCCGAGUAUUCAAACUAUUGGUACACCGACACAGCCACCGCCUUCACAUGAUGAAGACUCGCGGAUGUCAUUAGUCAGUGAACCUGAAAAAACAAGUGGUAGUAAUUUUGUGCCGUUUGCUAUGGGCGGAAGUGGUAAUAGAAAUUCAGAUCAUAAUACUUCUGGUAAUAAAACACCAACAAGUCCUAAUUCGGGUAAUAAUAUACAACAAAGUAGCCAACAAUCUAAAAAGAAAACACGUAUGGAUGUUAAAGAUGUUUUUAAUAAUGAUGACGAUGAUGACGGAACGAAUAAUUCGAAAAAACGUAAACUUGUACCUCUAGAUUACGGCGAUGACAAGAAGAAAAAAGGUAGCGAUGAUUCAAGUAAAGGAGGUAAAGAAGAAAGCACAAAAAGUCAAGAAGAAAAAAGAAAACAUAUUAAAUCUCUUAUUGAUAAAAUACCCACUGAUAAAAAUGCCUUAUUUGGGUAUCAACUUGAUUGGGCAGUUAUAGAUAAUACUCUUAUGGAAAAAAGAAUACGUCCUUGGAUAAAUAAAAAAAUAAUUGAGUAUAUCGGUGAACCUGAGCCAACAUUAGUUGAUUUUAUUUGCAGCAAAGUGAUGGCUGGCAGCUCACCACAGGGUAUUCUCGAUGAUGUACAAAUGGUAUUAGAUGAAGAAGCUGAAGUGUUUGUUGUGAAAAUGUGGAGGUUAUUAAUAUAUGAAGUUGAAGCUAAAAAAAUGGGUUUAGUGAAAUAAAUCAAUGAAUUGUAAAAAAGAAAAAAAAACAUUCAAUAACUAAAAAAAUUGAAGAUGAAAUUAAAUUACUCCUGACUCUCUGGAUUUAUAUACUGACGAAAUGUUUUUCUUGUACGAUGUAAUAACUAGACACUAUAUACAUAUAGAAAUUAAAACAAAACAAAAAAAAUUAUAAGAAAACAA
Microplitis mediator is the source of this 3133-nucleotide messenger RNA. RefSeq names its product RNA-binding protein 25. The transcript is spliced from 11 exons. NCBI's taxonomy places the organism in Eukaryota, Metazoa, Arthropoda, Insecta, Hymenoptera, Braconidae. The record is from RefSeq and is a predicted model, not a curated record. Bases 236 to 2950 code for a protein of 904 amino acids. Gene Ontology annotation, cellular component: spliceosomal complex. Gene Ontology annotation, biological process: regulation of alternative mRNA splicing, via spliceosome; mRNA processing. Gene Ontology annotation, molecular function: mRNA binding.